GAUAACUCUAAGACAGAGAAGAGAAACAAUCGUGAAACGAACAAUAAGUUAUUCAAUGAUAAAUUGUUAGGUUAAGUUAUUGAACAUUUAAAUAUGUUUUGUCUGUAUUAAUAUGAUAUCUUCCCAGAUGUCUGCAACGCGGUUUGCGGACUAUUUCGUUGUAUGUGGUUUAGAUACAGCCACGGGCCUAGAACCAGAUCAGCUGUCAGGGGAUAAUUUGCAGUGUCCACCACUUGAUCGUCCAUUUAAAUCCAAAGUAUUGCAACACGUCCCAGACAAUGUUCCUUGGAAUCCCUUCGAUAAAGUUGCUGUUGGAAUGCUCUGCAUGCCACAAGGCCUUGGCUUUUGCACCCAGAAAGAAUCCAAACGACCCAGGUUUCACUCCUUCUUGAUAACAAAAGAAGAUGGGGCUCGCAUAUUUGGAUCAGCCUUGACCUUUUAUGAAGAGGUCAGGGACAAAAAGAUAUGUGCUGCAAUGCAAACGCUACAACAUAUGUAUCGUGCUCAACCGGAGGAGGAUCUGGAAGAGGAGAACCAGUCAACUCUACAGCACAGUCCAAAAGUCAUUAAAAGAUCCAGUCCCAGACAGAGCAUCAAAGUGUUUGAUUCACAAACAGAUACACUUUUUGUAACCAAGUGUCUUUGUCUCAUUACCCAGUAUCCAUUUGUUAUAGCCCCCAAGGAAUAUUUGAUACAGCUUUAUGAAGCAAUAGAAAAACCCGCCAGGUGUCACCUACCACUGGAAAGCUACAUCUACAAUAUUUUAUGUGAGGUUCCUCUACCACCCCCAGGCCGAAGCAUGAAGUUUUACGGCGUGUCCAGACCAGUGUUUACACAGAGACCCAUGGACUGGAGGGAGGUAAAAGGUGUGAGUGAGCUCCCUUUGUUUGACUUUUCACUCUGGGACCUUUGUCGAUACCUGGAGGUUAAGGACCUGAUUCUUCUCUUCACCAGCGUACUUCUAGAACAUCAGAUCCUGCUGUAUUCAUCUGAUUAUCACAGGCUGAUGACAGUAGCAGAGUGUAUCAAUGUACUAACCUUUCCAUUCACGUGGCAACAUGUGUAUGUCCCUAUACUCCCAGCUUCUCUUACACACUUUUUGGACGCCCCUGUACCAUUCAUCAUGGGACUGCAUCAUGGAAGAGAGAACAGAUCUGAACUUGUUCUUCCUAGUGAGGCUAAUAUGUGUUUUGUUGACAUUGAUGAGAAAACUGUAGAUGUUCCAGAAGAUUUACCUCCCUUUCCACAUCACCAGGAACUCAAAGAAGAACUUGUAAGAGCCAUCAACUUAUACAAAGUAUCUUUGGGUAAAGAUAGCAGCAAAAUACCCAGUCCCAAAAAGUCUAGCAGCAAUAAGGAGGAAACCUCAAUUAUCCGCAAUGAGAGCUGGACCAACAUGCCAGAUAAGAUGGAACGUUUAAAACAGAAUGAAGCAUUUGCAAAAAUAUCAGCCAUUGCUAAGAAAACCGGUGUAUGGACCUCCAUUGAAGAAUUUUCAGACAAUUCCGAAAAAGAAAAAGACCCAGAAGUCAAGGACUCAUCAUCGAUGGGUCAACGACAAAUCGAUCAUCUGAAGUUCAACAACAUGAUAAGAGAGAUAUUCCUGAAUCAUUUUCUGCAUUUAUUCAGUUCCUACGAGACUUUUGUAAUCCAACCAACCCAAGACAUGGAAUCAUGGUUGACGAAUCGGGAAACCAUGCUGAAUUUUGACAAGGCAGCCUUCUUAAGUGACCAACCAGAAGGGUAUCUACCAUUCAUGUCGUCUUUCACGGAAACACAAAUGUUUGCCACGCUCAUUGAUAACAAGAUUCUGUCUCACUUUGAUGAAAUCGAUCCCAGUUUGAGGGUUUUUGACUCGAGAUUAAAAAUACUCAGGGAAAGGCUCGGGGAACACAUUACUCACACAUACGGGCCGUGUGCUACAGUAGAAGAUACAGAAAACAUGCUAGAGAAGAGGGUUGUGUACAUUGAUCAUGUCUCCCCACGGCCCCAUACCUUGGAAAACCUAACUAAUCCCGCUACCAUGGAGACAGGCUUCUUUCCAGAGAUUCAAAGGGAGGUCAUGAAUGUGGAGACAAGUCAGCAGUCAACCAAAAGGGAAAGCGCUAUGUGGAGAAGAAAGGACAGGACGCUGCAACAUUCUGAACAUAUUCAGCUGAAUUCAGAACAGAGAGAGAAAUAUAUUCAGGACGUUCGCCUAAAGCACGUGAGACAACCCAAACUGACAGAACUGUCCGCUGCGGGAAUGAUGCAGACCAACUGGAAAUUUGUAGAAACACUGCUUCAGGAAAUCAAAAACGAGACCAAGCGUAUGCUGGUGGAGAAAAUGGGACACGAAGCAAUAGAAUUAGGUCACGGGGACGCCAACAUUAAUGGUGUGGAGGAAAACACGAUGAUCGUUAGUCUGUGUGACAUGUUGGAGAGAAUCUGGUCCCAUGGUCUGCAGUCCAAAAAGGGAAAAUCGGCCCUGUGGUCCCACCUACUGAGCUACCUAGAGCUUCAAGACUGUAACUAUGGAAACCAGUGCCUUGACAGUAACAGACUGGCUCCACCAGCGUCACGUUUUGCGAUACGUAAGAGAACGAGACUAGACUAUACCUCACUUAGAUCGUUGUACUUAUGUCUAUGCAGCAAUGUCACUGUGAUGUCAUUAAGUUCAGAGACCAUUCAAGACCAACCAAGUCAGAUAAAGACACAUCGACGUAAGGGAAGCAAGGGGAGGAUCGAGCUUCCGACCCUGAAUCCACUGCCGACCUCACUGGCCUACGAUAUGAGAAAAGUGCAGCAAAUGGUGGAAAUGAGAACAGAUGUGGGACAUGCUCGGGCCUGGGUCAGGCUUGCUCUUGAAAAGAAGAUGCUAGCAUCCCAUCUCAAAGAGCUUCUGUCUGAUGCAGAGUUACUCAGGAACUUGUACAAGAGAUAUGCCUUCCUGCGAUGCGAGGAUGAGAGAGAACAGUUCUUGUUUCAUCUACUCUCCCUGAACGCUGUGGACUAUUUCUCAUAUACCAACUCUUUCCUAAACACAGUUGUACCAUACAAAGUGCUAAUUUUUCCUAGUCCUAAGUUUGGUUGUUCGACCACUAGUGCUAAUCCAUGGAUCAGCUUUGCUGGUCAGCACGGGGAGACCGGGGUGAUUGAUAUCCCCAAAGGAUGCCUGGAAUUUAAUGUAGAGCACAAGAAUCUUGGGAUACUGACGACACUUCGUAUCGGCCAUGACAACACCGGUCACCCCCGCUGGCUUGUGGAGUACGUUCUCGUCAGGAAUGAGUUAACAGGACAUCUCUACAAAUUCCCUUGUGGGAGAUGGCUAGGUAAAAUGGUGGAUGAUGGCAGCACAGAGAGAUUGCUAGUAGCACAGCUACUUCCACAGCACUCAGAUACUUACGAUUUAGACUUAGCAGUUGCUUCGUCACCCCCAAAUAAAGCGAUGUCCCCUAAUUCACCUAAAAAGUCACCUGAUCCAGGAUCUCUAAGUAUUCCAGAAAUUCAGGAGAGGCUGGGGCAUGCUGUAAACAAUCUAGUCAAACAUUUCUAUAAACCAGAGAAAGAGAGAGGGAACCUGACCUACCUUCUGUGUGGAGAUCAGGGGCUUGUCCACUGUCUGGAGCUGGUGUUUCAGUAUGGCUUCAGAUCCUCUCGUCUCUUUAGGAAUAAGUUCUUCAUCUGGGACUAUCUCGAGAAGGUGAAGCAGCAUUUUGAGGGUGUUCUGACGGGUGAAGUCCGACAGCCUAUCUCUGAUGGAGCUACGGCUGGUUACUGGAUCUACUGUAACUUCCUCAAUAAAAUCAACAGUGCUACGGAAUCUGUAGGAAAGGACGGGAAGUUCCAGAUAUUUGUCUGUGUCGGUAUAAGGGAUCAUUUGAUUCAGAAGUUACUUCCCUUGGUUGCCAACACGCCAGUGACUGCACAGAUGUACGAAGAAAAUUCAUUUUUGCGGAAUUACAGUCAUAUUAACUACUUAGUCCACAUCCUCGGUACCCUCGAGGAAUUCCAGGUCACGCUAGAGUCCUCCCUUCUCCGCGGUUUAGACAUUUGAGGAAGGGAAAUUGCCACAUUUUUGUUCACCCACCGAUAGUGUUAUUUCAAGAAGUUUUUUUUUCUGUCAGGUUUGACUACAGCACUGAAAUAGCACCUGUUGUUAUAAUAUGUUACAUACAAUGUAUUUGUUGUUAUGGCUCAAACAGAAAUAAGCAUGACAGAUUUUACCAUAUUCAAUAGGGCAUGACUGGUUUUUUGGAGUUUUUUAAAUUUUUUAUUUAUUUAUUUUUUUUUUUUUUUUAAUUUAUUAUUUUUUUUUUUUUUUGUAAAAUACCAGAUAACGAAAACAUGCAAUGCUACUGUCUCAUUUUUUUUUUUUAUAUAUACAUUUCUUACUUAGUGCAGCAUUACUGAAAGAUUUGGUCUAUAAAUUAAUAUUGUACACCACACAAGGCAUAUACAUAUAAGUUCAUAAAUAGCAGUAGUAAUUGUACAUUUAAGUUUAUAAAUAACAGUAGUAAUUGUACAUAUAAGUUUAUAAAUAACAGUGGAAGUGUAUGGUGAGUCUUCAAUUUUUUUUCAGUGACUUUAAAGAUUUUAUGAAUUGUGUGUUUUACAAAUGCGUGUGAUAAAAGUAAAAGGUGCAAGAACAGAAGUAGAGCUACGUUUUCAAGUACAUGAUUACGUGUAAAUUCUGACUCUCCAAUUAAACAGAAUAAAUUGUUUGACAGAUCUCAUUUCCAAUACAUUAAGAGUCAUAUACUUUAUAUAUAUAUAUAUAGCCACUAUGUUACGUGUAUAUAGGAUACGUGUACAGUUGUAUGUAGAAAGUGUCUUUGCAUAUUUUUUGAAAACUAGUCUCUAUUGAAUUUGUGUUAUUAUGAUAAUCAGACUUGUUUGUUUUUCAUUGUUCUUAUUAAGAUGUGCAAUAUCUUGUCAGAAUUGUCUUGUAAUGUUGUACACUUAUAAGUUCACACAUUGCAGACUUCAGACUUCAAUGUUUCUCCUGUAAGGUUUUAAGUUUCCUACAGACACUGGCAGAAUUCAUUAUAUAUAUAUGCAAUAGGGUAUGUCUAACAUAAGUUCUUAUUUGGAUGAGUUUCAUUUUCUAAGGUUGCAAUAUGAUUUUUUUUUUCUAUCAAUACAACAAUAUUAGAUUGAUUAACAAAUACUCAGAUUAUUUCGAUAUAUUUAUGAUCCUGUUGACAUGUACUGUAUAAAUCUUUUUUGGCCGUGCUUGUUACAUGUACGUUUAUUACCUUGACAAUAUUCCACCAACAAACCACGCAGUGUUACGUUUUCCUUCCCAGACACACUGUAACGUGUUUCAGAAAACUGUAAGCAUGUAGACGCCAUCCGUAUACAAUAUUUCACUCUAUGAUCGUUGCUAAAUUGUAUGUCUGUAUUAUAUCGGAUUAAUCAAUUUUCGGAUUUGAUAGGCAUGUCACCCUGUCAAUAUGAUGUAGGAAGUGAUGUCAGUAUUAUUCAGGAAGUGAUGUCAGUAUAAUGUAGGAAGUGAUGUCAGUAUAAUGCAGGAAGUGAUGUCAGUAUAAUGCAGGAAGUGAUGUCAGUAUGAUGUAGGAAGUGAUGUCAGUAUAAUGCAGGAAGUGAUGUCAGUAUAAUGUAGGAAGUGAUGUCAGUAUAGUGUAGGAAAUGAGAUUCUCUAUUGUUUAGAGGUUUAAGAGGUUGUAGUGUUUCUGUUGGUAUGAACAUAUUUUAUUGUAAUGUUAUUGACGGAGGGCUCCCUGGUUCUGUUCUGUGUUGUGGUCGACACAGCUGUGUUUCUGUCGCUGUAUAACAAGUGCCAAUUCCAGUAUUUCCUUAAUCUAGGGUGUUAAUUUUUUAAUCAUUAAGUGCACAGUGAUAUGGAGAGCAGAUAUGUUUGUUCAAAAGAAAUCUGCAGUUUAUGUACAACUGUUGUAGUAGUGUGCCAUUUCUGAAUUCCUAACCUUUAUUUACAUUUUCCAGACUUUUGAAAAUUUUUGGAGUCAUGAUUGUAUUUAUUUUGUUAAUCACAUUGUUGUAUGCAAUUAGUUAACACUUUUAUUUUGAGGCGUUUAUAUUAUGUCUAAAUGUUUUUACUGAUUUUGUAAAAUUUCUGUAGAUUCCUUAUUUUACACGAGUAUUCUUAAAUAUGGCGAUUUGACUCCUAUAUAUCAAAUCGCAUGAACAUGAGUUAAUGUGUCGUCUGUUAAUCAAGAGUUCUUACGUGAAUUUUAGCAACAGAAAAUGAAAAGUAAUUUUAUUUCACGAGUGAUACCUCUCGUGAAAUUACGUGAUGACAAAUUCCUCGUGUAUAUUUAGGAAUCUACAGUAUUCUGUAUAAUGACAGCACUUACAAAAGAUAUGAAUUAUUUGAUUUUCAGUCAUUAGUGUGUAAUGUAAGCCUGUCAUGCCUGACUGUGGUUAAACUUUUUGGAUAAGGUUUAUUUUCAAGGAGCUGUCCUCUCUGAAUCAAAUGUUUGUUAUUGGGUACUGUACGUUCCUCCUGUUUAACACAAGGACUUAUUUCUUGAAAUUGUCAUUGAACCUCAGUUGUUGAGUAGAUUUUAUGUAAAAUCGCAAGACCUCUACUCAGAGGAACUGACUUCAACACAAAUUAGUUAUGAAUUAUGAAUAGAUUAAAAUGAAACUUUUAAUUCUGUUAGAGAGGGCUCUCACAAAUUAAUGUAAAUGUUGAUUACUUGGGUAUAACGAGUACACACGAUCAACAUUUUUCUAAGUUAGUUUCUGUGAGAUACUGGUACAGUAUACGUACACUUUUAUGUCAGUUUAAUUACAUGCAUGAUUAUUCUGUUAGGGAUGUGUACUAACUGCCAUGCUUCUACUGCAGUUUUAAAAUUUUCUAAAUUAAAGGACAGAAGUUUUGAAGCAAAAAAUGUCCACCCUCCACAAAUAGUAAGCACUCUUAUUUUGGACAUUGAAAGUAAGGAUCUAUUUUGUAGCUUACAUUUGUAGAUGACUUUCUUAACCACUCAUAAAGAUUAAGUUUUAAGUAUCAUUAUCUCAUUGUAAUUCAUUGAGACAUGACCCCAGUUCUGUAUACAUUUUUUUUUUAUAUUUGUGCACUGCUUGUAAAGUCUUGUGUUCACAAAUUGUAGAUUUGACGAAGUUGUUUUAAAGUUACCUAUUCUACUUAAUACAUAACGUGAACUAUUACCUCAAUAGCUUGAAUUAUUGAAGCUUUGUUCACCAAUGAAGAAAGACUUUUGUUUAAUUUUUGUUGCGAUUUGGAUGUUAUGACGCAUAAUAUGACCAGAAGACUGGCUCUGUUUGAUGCAAUACCAUCCUCAGUUUUUUUUUAUGGGGGGAUGUGAUUUUUGGGAAGAUUAACAAUCAAAAGAAAUUUGCCCUCCAUGUUGUGUGUAAUAUGGAACAACAAAAUAUAACAUAACAAUAUAUCUACGCUUUACAAAUUGUAAUGACAGCCAUUUCUUCAUGAAUGUGGGUUUUUUUUUAACCUAAGCAGAGAAGUUCCAGGUUAUGCAGGUGCGACAGUGCGUGACGAUACGUAAAUUACCUGUAAUAUAUAUUGUACGAUAUACAUGUCCAUCCAUUACCUGUUCAGUGUAAUAGUUUAGUCUUACGGAUGAAGUCGUAUAACGCACCACUCCAGUAAUACUUUGUUAUCCUAGUAUUGUAUAUUAGCAAUACCAAGUCCUGUCAUUUGUAACUAUUAUAAAUCAGUUGAAUUGUUAGACGUUCCCUUUAGAUCUUGUUUUUGAGAAAUAAACAUUGAAAUAGGAAAAUA
Ostrea edulis (European flat oyster) is the source of this 7729-nucleotide messenger RNA. RefSeq names its product DENN domain-containing protein 5B-like. The record is from RefSeq and is a predicted model, not a curated record. Gene Ontology annotation, molecular function: small GTPase binding; guanyl-nucleotide exchange factor activity. Lineage: Eukaryota; Metazoa; Mollusca; Bivalvia; Ostreida; Ostreidae.